AUGGUUGUUGGAUCAGCGACAUACCCAGGGAGGCAAGUGCUCCACAAGAUGCAACCAAUGGGAAUGACUCCCCGUGAGUUGUCAGAGUACGAUGAUCUGGCUACAGCACUAAUAGUGGACCCUUAUCUUGACAUCACUACACAUAAGAUGAAUGUUCGAUAUAGACCAUUAAAAACAAAUAAAGAGGAGCUGAAGAGUAUUAUCAAAGAGUUCAUCCAGACUCAGGAUUACAAUAAGGCAUACACAAGACUAGCCAAUGGUGAAUGGAUGCCAAGACAUUUUAGCAAAAAUAAACAUCAACAGGGCAAGCUAAGAGAACAUAUUUAUCGUUAUUUACGAGUUUUUGAUAAAAAAGCAGGCUUUGUUAUUGAGCCCUGCUAUAGAUAUUCCUUGGAAGGACGGGUGGGAGCUAAAAUUUCAACAACCAAAAAAUUCUUCAAACAUGAACGUAUUGAUUUCUUGGUGGGCUGUAUUGCUGAAAUGACAGAAGAGGAGGAAAAACAAUUGCUACAUCCUGGGAAAAAUGAUUUUUCUGUAAUGUAUAGUUGUAGAAAAAACUGUGCUCAAUUGUGGUUGGGCCCUGCAGCAUACAUCAAUCAUGACUGUAGGCCUACUUGUACCUUUGAAGCAACUGACCGUGGCAAGGCUUUUGUUCGUGUUUUAAGAGAUAUUGAGGUUGGUGAAGAGAUAACAUGUUUUUAUGGAGAAGACUUUUUUGGAAAUGGUAAUUGUUAUUGUGAAUGUGAGACUUGUGAGAGACGAGGUAAAGGUGCAUUCUCUGUACAAAAUGCACACAAUGAUGAGCAAGCAACUAGAUACAGAUUUAGAGAAACUGAUAAUAGAAUAAAUAGAAAGAAAGCAAAACAAACACAAAAGAAUAUUAAUGGCAAAAAUCCAGAAAAACCUCAGAUAUCUAGUAGGCAAAGUUCUGACAUAGUUUCACCAUUAAGCAUGAAGGAAAUGAAACAAAAAGGUUUAACAAAGUAUGAUGCAGAACUUUUAAUAGCUCAAGGUUGUAUUGCAGAUGUUAUUGAUGGACCAGGCAAUAAAGAGGCACAGGGCAGUAGAGAGUCCUCUGCUUCAAGUAGAGGUGAUAGGCUACGACGAAGGACAGACAGUAACAAAGCAAGUAAUGGUUUGCCUGUAUCUGCUGAAGUUAAAAGACGAGCUCCUCCAUCCCGUUGCUGUAGCACAACCAGUUCUCGCAGUAGUCGAGAUUCUCAUACAGGCAUAGUGUUACGAAGUCACAAACGCUUACUUGAUACCUGUACACAGUCAACCUGUGUUAAACCAAAAUCUACAUCAAAAGCAAGUAGCGAAGCAAAAUUGGAUAGAAAUUUAACAACACCAAAAGCAGAAACAGAGUUAAAUGUUUUAAUUGCAAGUAAUAUAAAAACUGAACAAUCGAAUGAUAGUCAAAAAGAGAAUAUGGAUUCUCCUGAUAAUGCAGAGGGUAAAUUAGAAAAAACAGAGAAUAAUUGUGAUACAAAUGAAUCUCUACAGCCAAGUGAAGAAUUGAAUAUUCCCAUUGAAGGAAAGAUUGAGACUUCUGUUAGUAAUUCCAAUGUUGAAGAACAAAUGGUUGAUAAUAAAUGUGUAAGUGACAAUGCUUGUGUGAAAAGUGAGAUAUAUGAUUUUAGAGAAAAUGUUAAUCCAAGUGAAUCUAAAGAUAGUAAAUUGAACAAGAAUCCAAAAUUAGAUGUAACAAAUCGGCCUGAAGAGUCUAAGAAAGAGACGGACUCAGGUCCUCCCUGGUUGGCAGAUAACUCUAAUAAAAGUAGCGAAUGCCCGUGCACCCCUCCACGACGUGGUUUGAAGCUUACGUUGCGGGUGAAGAGAAGUCCAGUUGUUGAAGAGGUGAUGGACUGUGGAACGACGACAGAGGCGACUGAGUAUGAAGUAUUACGGCUAGAGGGCGUUGACCCCGAGACAGCGCGACGCCUUAAGAAACGGCGUCGAUCUAAAGAGCGUCACCGCAAACAUAGUCCAAUCCGUCCUCUGCCUCCCAUGAAGCGCUUAAGAUUAAUAUUCGGCAAUGAGAGCCGUACUAUUGAUUUGCCAACUGCUAUUUCAGCAGACUGACAGCCGCAACUACCUUAUGGUUAUUUUUCCACCGUUAUUAUUCAAUUAUUAGUUUAAUUGACACUGAUUAGGAUUAUUUUAUCUAGUAUUUAUUUUGGUGACGUGAAGUUCUGACAUUUGAGUAAUGUGUGAUAAGCAUCAGAUUUUAUUUGAUGAUUCCAUGAAAUAUUUAUUAAAAUGAACAUUUGGAAAGAUUUUACUGAUUUUAUUAGUGCAAAUUAUCAUUCAAUCCCAUUUGUGUCAGGUGUUUUCACAGUCGUCAAAUAAGUUGAUCUAGAUAUGGAUAUCUAUUAAAACCUAUGUUAAUCCAAGGCAAUUAUGUACAAAUAUGUUGGGCUUUGUUUAAUAUAGCUACAUCUUUAUUGGUUUUAGAGGCAGAUAUGACUUAUUUGAAGAAGGUGGAAUGAGUCCUGGUGUAUUAAACUGCCAUUUGUUAAGAAAAUUGUUCUGCAUAUAGUCUUAAAUAUUGAGAACACAAGUUUUUCUUACCGUUUUUAUUUAAAUGUUGACUUAGUGGACUUGCUGCAGUUAGAUCUCAUUGCAUUGUAUAAUUUGUUCUUGUAUCAAUGUCUUAUUGAAAUGUGUAUAUUAAAUAUGUUAUGGAUUAAAAAUGAGCAUAGUGAAAUAAAUUCUCUAUUUAAAGAGUAAUAAUAAUAAUUAAUGUGUAGCGAUAUUAUCUUCAAUUGAACAAGUCUCGAGACAGGAUUCAAUCAUUCUCAAAGUUAGUGAAACAUAAGAUUGUAUGUGAAAAAAUUGAGUUCCAGAGUUGAUGAAAUUUAACAUUUGGCAUGAGGAUAUAAGUAAAUUGUGCUGAAGUAAUGAAAUUGAUCCUUAAUUGGUUUUGAUAAAUAAUUUUUCACUAUUAAACUGUAUAUUGUUAAUAUGUACAGUUUCAUGUUGAUUUUUAAUAUAGUUACGGUAAUUAAAUGUAUCGACGACAGGUGUUACGCUUGUAUAAAGCAGUUCAGCAGUUGUAGGGACAUAGUUUGUAUAUAACAGUAAAGUAAAAUUAACUAUUUAAAUGUUGAAGCCGUAUUUGGAGUAAAAAUAAAAUUGCGACAGCUUAAAGAGGAUGGUACUUGAGUUGGAAUAAGUUGAGUAACCUGAGCGAAAGUAUGGAAUACAUAUAUUUUAUAUGGUAUUUGUUAUGGUUUGUUACAAUUAAAUUGAUAUCUUGACAUUAUAUUUGUUCAAAAGAUGUGACAGACUGAAUAUAAAUAAAAUUGUUAGCUAUGAAGUAAUAGACCUUUGAGAAUGGAGGGCAUUUUAUAGCAAACAUGAGUUAUUUCAUUCUGCAUUAUUAUUCCAUAAAGAAGAGGUGUUUUUAGUCUGGUAUGUUUUAGCAUAUUCUGAUUUGUCCAAAUGCUAUGUAAUAUAAUUUAUUUAUAGCUUAUGUAUACAGUGAGUGACUUAAUUGUAUCCUCCAUAAUUAUAAAUUAUGUACCUACCUCUAAGAGUGGUCAUUUUUACAAAUUUGUAGUAUAAUUUCUGUAUUUUAAUUUACAAGUAUUGGCUGUAUUAGAAAAAUUUAUGCACAUACUAUGUGGCCAGAUAGGCUACUUAUGCAGUUAUUUGUAAUUGCUAGUUUUACGACUAGCUAUUGUGAUAUUCCUAAUGGGAAUAGUGUAUGUAAGAAAACUGUAAUUUAGACGAAAACGAGUUGCAUAUUGUUGACAAACAAAUAUUUUUCAUUUCAAAUUAUCACAAUAAAUUGCCUCAAGUUUCUUUCUAA
Molecule: messenger RNA, 3814 nt
Organism: Trichoplusia ni (cabbage looper)
Lineage: Eukaryota; Metazoa; Arthropoda; Insecta; Lepidoptera; Noctuidae
Gene: Hmt4-20
Product: histone-lysine N-methyltransferase Suv4-20
Exons: 2
Coding region: 1-2082 (693 amino acids)
Cellular component (GO): nucleus
Molecular function (GO): histone H4K20 methyltransferase activity; protein binding
Source: RefSeq, a predicted model, not a curated record